Molecule: messenger RNA, 1074 nt
Organism: Drosophila busckii
Lineage: Eukaryota; Metazoa; Arthropoda; Insecta; Diptera; Drosophilidae
Exons: 2
Coding region: 136-795 (219 amino acids)
Source: RefSeq, a predicted model, not a curated record
UCAGUUGGUAAAAGUGUUGCGUUGCGUGCGGUUCUCUCAACACGCUGCAUACAGAUAAAAGUGCAAAAGUUUAGUAUAAAACAUAAAAAGAUUUCCCAUACGCCGCGUUGUGCCCUACACUUUGCAAAGUUGGAAAUGUUGAUGCUGCGUUCGUUGCUGCUGCUGGCGCUGGGCGCCACCUUGACGUUGGCCCAGCGUCGCUUGGCGUUGCCAGAUCCGCGCAGCUGCGCCAAUCGCGUGCGGCAUGCCACAUACCGCGACGCACGCGGCGUCUCACACUCGUACUUCUUCAGCUGGGAGCAUGCGCCGACGCGCAGCUUGGAGGUCGAUUGGCUGGAUGCGCGCAACAUUUGCCGACGCCAUUGCAUGGACGCGGUGUCGCUGGAGACGCCACAGGAGAACGAUUUCGUCAAGCAGCGCAUAGCGCGUGGCAAUGUGCGUUAUAUUUGGACCUCGGGACGCAAGUGCAACUUUGCUGGCUGCGACAGACCCGAUCUGCAGCCACCCAAUGAGAACGGCUGGUUCUGGAGCGGCUCGGGCGGCAAGAUCGGCCCCACCUCGCAGCGCAAUACGGGCGACUGGUCCCAGACCGGCGGCUACAAUCAGCCGCAGCCCGACAAUCGUGAAGCAGCCCAGGGCAACGACGAGAGCUGCCUGUCCAUACUCAACAACUUCUAUAACGAUGGCAUCAAGUGGCACGACGUCGCCUGUCAUCACAUCAAGCCGUUUGUCUGCGAGGACUCCGAUGAGUUGCUCAACUUUGUGCGCUCGCGAAAUCCCAAUGUGCGCUUGUAAUUCUAAACUAAAGUUAAGAGAGAGAGAGAGAGAGUGGAGUGGAGUAAAGAGAGCAUAAGCGUUUGCAAUAUACACACGAGAGAUAUUUAUGUAGCAUUAGGUAAAAGCAUUGAUUGAUACUUUGAUUGAUUGAUUGACUGCUUUUAACACAACCCCCCGUCCCCCCAUCCUUUACCCCUUGCCUACACAAAUUCAUUAACUCGAUUUUACAAAUUUGUUUUCUAGUUUUGUUUCUGCAAUAAAUUCUAAAAUAUAUAAAUGUUCUUGUACCUGCGCAAA